UGAGAAGUUCUCGGUGUUUGAGGGAGCCUCCGGAGGUAGUGGCUGAGGGCACCCUCAUUUUCAUAUCUUAGCAAAUAGUUUAUCUGUUUGUUCUUUUAUUUCUUGUGCCUUCUGUUAGUGACCCCUCGAUUUUAACCCCAUACUAUUUUUGCAGGUAUCCCAGUGAAUAUGAUGAACGUCAAAGGCCUUGCUCGAUUCAAAAACAAGCCGGCCAAGGGUCCGAAGGGGUCGGACGCGGGCGGCCAAAAGCCCGUCGGUGCGCUUUUCAAGGAGCCCGAGGGCGAUGCUGCUGCCGCGAAGAGGAAACCGACGGCAAAGGAGUCCCCCAGGCCACCAAGAGAUCGAAGAAGGGGGACGCCGCGAAGAAGGACCCUCCGAUGGUGAUCAUGGAUGAUUGCCCCGCCUCCGGGGUGCACGAGGAGAUGUCGGUGGCGAAGGUGCCGAGGGGUGUCCGGGAGCCAUCUCUUGAGGUUCUUACGCUCUCCCUCCCGGCUGGUACGGCCGUGUUGAAUGGCACUGCUGACCCGAGGGCGCUUCUAAGAGGUAUAACCCUCGGUAUUGAUAGGGCAGCCCUCGGGGCCGAUGACGACCAAGCCCUCGAGGACAGGAUCCUCCGGUCUUCCCUCACGACCUGUAUUGCCCUCGGAGAGCAGGCCCGACGGCUGGAGGAAUGGCGUCUCCACAAAGCUGGGCAAGACGCAAAGAUGAAGGAGCUCAUUCUCAAGGACUCCAAGGC
Molecule: messenger RNA, 736 nt
Organism: Cuscuta europaea
Lineage: Eukaryota; Viridiplantae; Streptophyta; Magnoliopsida; Solanales; Convolvulaceae
Source: the annotation of a GenBank genome assembly